This is a messenger RNA of Phytophthora infestans T30-4, 2481 nucleotides long. Its product is annotated as fat-free family protein. Gene Ontology annotation, biological process: retrograde transport, endosome to Golgi; lysosomal transport; endocytic recycling. NCBI's taxonomy places the organism in Eukaryota, Oomycota, Peronosporomycetes, Peronosporales, Peronosporaceae. The transcript has 9 exons. The record is from RefSeq and is a predicted model, not a curated record. The coding region runs from base 19 to 2481 and encodes 820 amino acids. Gene Ontology annotation, cellular component: membrane; EARP complex; GARP complex.
ACACUUCGUAGUUCCGCAAUGGAGGACCACGGUAUGAACCGCAUGCAGGAGCUGCUGAGCAGCUACUACGGGCUGCAGGACCAGGAGAGCAGGCAGGAACAACUGCGCAACAUCGACUCACCUGGUUUCGAUCCCAAGAUCUACGUCAAGGAGUUGCUGACGACCCGCGGGCUUAACGAUCUUCUGGCAACGGACGACAAGCUGAUCCGUGAGAUCAAAGAUCUGGACACCAACAUGCAGAUGCUCGUGUACGAGAACUACAACAAGUUUAUCAGCGCCACAGACACGAUCCGCAAGAUGAAGAAUAACGUGGCGAGUAUGGAGGACGAGGUGGGCCGUGUGGUCAAGAGUAUGGACACUAUCACAGCCAAGAGCGAGAGUAUCAACGUGGCUCUGGCACCGCAUCGCUCCAAAGUGGAGAAGCUCAUCGGCGUGCGGAGAUUGCUCAAGAGGUUCGAGUUCAUUUUUGAACUGCCUCAACGACUAAGCACUGCUGUGAAGCAGAAGGAGUACGCUAAUGCUACCAAGUAUUACUUGCUGGCACGUCGGAUUCUGGGAAGAUAUGAGCAUAUUUCGUCCUUCAAAGCGAUUCAAAUGGAAGCAGAGAAAAUUAUCCAGCAACUCGAACGUCUACUCAAGAAGCGGAUGCUGGAUACCACUCUCGAGUCCAAGGAGCUCUGCGACACGGUAGUGCUCCUGCACCAACUAGAUGCAUGCAACGACGAGAUCCGAGACCAGUUUUUGGAGUGGCAUCAAGCGUACUUUGAGCGAGCGGUAGCCGUGUCUAAGACUCAAGGCACGACCAGCUCGGUGCUUGGCUUCCUACAAAGAUUCAACGCAGAUGUUUUGACGAAAAUGGGUCGAGUAUUCUCAGUGUACAAGACCCACUUCUUGCCUGAAGUGGUCACGCGCGAGAAAAUGUCAACGUCGCGAAAAUCUUCUGAUGCGGUUCGAGACGAUUUGUUCCUCAGCUUCGUGAAAGAAUUGUUUGCGCUGUAUUCAGGCGAGUGUAUUGUCCAGUUCCGACGCCCCCACACAAACUUUGGACCAACGGACGAAGUUAUUGACGUGCUGCAGGACGAGAAUUUCUCGUCAGCUGUCGUGGAGAGCGAGUACUUUGUGUUUAUGCGCGUGAUGAAGUUCUUUGUCUCACAAGUCGAGGAAGUCGAUAGAACUAUUCCGAUGUGUGGACUGGCCGCGAGCGCCACUGAGAUUGUGGAGAACUGUGUGCGUUUCCAGAUCGAAGGUGUCUUCAGAAAGCUACGUGAGGAUACUGCGGAGUUGUUUAUCACGUCUCACGAGGAUGUCUCGGGGCUGGCACGAAGCUCACGUGAUGGCGGACAGAGCGUUCAGCCGCUAGCACAGCACUCUGCGAGGGAGUUUACAGACAUGAUGCAGAAGGUGCUGCAGCAGAUGGAGCCGAUGGUGCAAACAGGUUUCGCUAUCCUCUCCGAGCUCAGUCGUCUCUUUUCUGACUUGGUCCAGAGUCAAUUUUACGAUUUCCUCAAGUGGUUUAACGCAGCGGUGCUCCAGUAUGCGGAACCAAAGCGUGCGUUUGCGGAUGGACCGCGAGGAACACGAGAAGAGCAAGACAGCGUAGCGCUUCCAUCGCUGGAGUCAACUCCCCAGUUUUUGCUGUUUCUGGCUUGCCUGUGCCAAGAGUUGUCGACUGAAGGUAUCGGCGAAUGUGUGCGUGGGCUCAUUGAGUGUUUGCCAGCUCCUCUCUCUCCGUCAAGACACUCCGAGUCGAUAGGAAGUCGUCGGAUGAACCAGCAGGACGUAACGCACAUGAUCGAAGUGACUCGCGAGUCCUCAGCAGAGCUCCUGCAGCAUGUCGCUAAACAUUAUGGCAACCAGUUAUGUGUAAUUGUCCACAAUGGCGUGGCUGCUACGUCGUGGGCUGACAUGGAUGAGGAGCCAAGAAGUGUCCAGGAAAUGAUGGCUGCUGUCGUUGAAGCCACGUUCCGUUUCGGCAAAGAAGUCGCGUUGGCACUUGGCGAUGAACAGAACAUCUUUAUCGGCCAUAACAGUCGCACUGCGAGUCGUGACUUCCGUCGACGCGCUAGUGCUCUACGGUCUCGCAAUGCUGGAGUUGCUAGUGCGACGUCAGGCAUGCAGCUAGACGUGGAUCGUAUCUUUGCUCGCAAAAUCCAAAUCUUUUCGUCGCAACAAGAGCUUACGGCGGAUGCAUUCGUCCACACAAUGUUGAAGAUGUGCAUCAAGGCCUUCAGUGAGUGGGUGAGGCUGCUGGAGCUGUCGAAGUUUGGAUUGCAGCAAAUCCAACUGGAUGCUGAGUUCCUACGCAGCACUUUGCUGCACAUUGUGGUGGCUGGUGAAGCUGAGGAAGAAGUGGAGAGUCUGCUGUCUGACCUUCUCUCGAACGCUCGUGCACGAGCGGUUGAAGACGUGUUGAUGGACCAGAGCAACGUUGUGGCCAUUGUGAGUACCAAGAGCACUCAAGUGUUGUCACGUCGAGGCUGA